This is a messenger RNA of Bactrocera dorsalis (oriental fruit fly), 12981 nucleotides long. RefSeq lists its product as uncharacterized. NCBI's taxonomy places the organism in Eukaryota, Metazoa, Arthropoda, Insecta, Diptera, Tephritidae. The coding region runs from base 731 to 9037 and encodes 2768 amino acids. The record is from RefSeq and is a predicted model, not a curated record. The transcript has 4 exons.
UAGUCCUUCAGUUUUUGAGAUGUUGAAAUUGUUCAGAUCGGAUUACUGAAACAUGUAGCUGCCAUACAAAUACAAUACAAAACUAAACGAAUACAUUAUAUGUACAUAUAUUUACAAUAUUAUUUUUAGUACCUACAGCAGCGGCUCUAGUGACUACACACUUGCGCACACAUCACCCAUUUAUUUAGAUCUUCAUAGCUGCACCAUCACCAACAAUGGUAGCAACAUCAACAACUUCGUUGUCCAAAUAUACCAGCAAAAGUCAGCAAAAGCGGUUUUGGUUCUGCUAUUAACUUAUUAAAUAGCAGCACAGUGAUACAAGUUAUACACGAAGUCGCCGACAUAUAGUUAAUCAGUUGAUGAACUUACAUUCAGCUUGUACGGUUGCGUAUCUGGACUCCGCACAUAUUUAUGUCUUUAAUGAACGAAUGAAAAGAUAAAUAAAAAUACCUACGGCAUAAGUGUGUUAAAAGAUGUGGCAAAGCAAUAUAUCUGUUUUUAAAUUUUUGCAAAUUUAAUACUCGAUUCUUACGAAUUUCCAUAUAACAGUAAAUUUGAAAAUUGAAGUAAUUAAUGUGCAAAAAAUAAGUAAGAAACAUAUACACAAGAGUAUAAACUUAAAAAAACAGUGUUCCUAUAAAGUAGUGGUGAAGAAAACUGGUCAAGCGCAAAAGGCUUUGAUACAACCUGUAUUAACAACGAAAGCAGUACACUGUCUUAAUAGCGAGAUAUGCUGUAUCUGCGUUGUAGAUGUGGAUCAUUGCAGAUUCGGACGCCAUUUCCGCUGCACAAGCCGAAGUUGUACAGUCAUGAAUCGCUGCAUUUCCCGAGCAAAGUAUGUCCAUCGUUAUCCAAAGCGCAAACUCGAAGCGUUUGCAGUACCAAAAUAAUAUCAGCACGAAGUAUGCUAUUGUUAAUUAUAGUUAUACUGCUGUCGGUGCCAGUAACAUUGACACAAACAGCUGCAAUAGAUGAACUGUAUAUUCAACCAACAUCAGCCCUUCAUACGGUCAAAAAAGGCAAUCUAACAGACUUGACGGCGGUUGUGCUAGUUAAUAGCGCGAAUAACGGGCGCAGUGACUAUAUAGGGUACCAUCACAAUGUUCGUCCUGAAGUUGGUUUAUUAACAUCCACUGCACGCACAUUCAUACAAGAAGGUGUAACAACGGAAUACGCCACACAAGUGGUCGGGACAACACUCGAUAGUGGACGCUUAUAUGCACAAUUCUUGAGAAAAAGUUCUCGAGUAUUAUAUAAUAAUGGCCACAAACAACAACAGACACAGCAAGCAGUUGUAUCACCAACAGUUGUCACCAGUUGGGUGGGUGAUAAUUUGCAAUUACAAUCCAAGUCCUUAUUAGAGAGUCAUAACGACCUUUUCAAUGCUGACUUACCCGAUUGGCAAGAUAUUGAUGAUCGUUUACUCAACGAUGAUGGUAAUAUUUUUGCUGGCAAUACUGAUUUUGCUCAUUUAAGUGAAUCAAGGAAUAAAAAACAACAAGAGCCUUUAAAUAACGAUGAGAAAAAAAUGAGCAAGUUGAUAAUAGCAACACUGUUAUCACAAAAUUUAACGGGCGUUGCUCGUAACAAUACGCCAAAACAUCUGUUUUCAUUGCAUACAGUUGGCAAUACAGGAAAUCAAAAUCAAGAAUUUGCACGAAUAUUAGACGUGAAUAAAGUGAUGCCCAUCGGCGACUUGGCCACAUACACUGUUCGUAAUCCCCUUUCACCAAGUGGAUUCCUUGCAGAAACCAUUAUCGAACAUUCAGAACUAAGCAACGCAGUGAAUAAUUAUAAAAACAAUGCUAACAAAUUAAGCCGUUCACCGAAACAGUACUAUCAAAAACAAAUAGAUCCUAAUGGUAGUGGCAGUUCCCUGAGAAAUGAACCGAAGCUACUCUUUAAUAGCCAAUUGUCAACAAUAACGUAUUAUGGUUUUGCUGACUUUACAACUGUUGUUGGGGAGAGUGUGAUUGUUUUUUCUCCUAGCAGCGUUACACAAAAUACUAAUUUAGGUCGUGUGACGUCAAUUAAGGGUGAGGCAACCUUAGGAGGUGUUAGCGAUAAUGAACAAGAAACAACAAUUGGUGCUAUAAAAGUCGCUAUGGAAUUUAAAGUUGAACCAACUCAACAAAUCGGCAGUUUGCCUAAUUUACAAUUAAUGGGUUUAAAUUCAAAUAUCAUACAAAGUGUAAACUUCGUUGAUAUUAGCAGCGAAAUUUCAAAAGAAGAUGCGGAGGAAAUAUUACAAACAAUAACAACUGAUGUUAAUGAUAAAGAACUAUCUUUAAAACAAAUAAAAUUAGUGACCACAUCUAACGAAAAUAUCAAAAUCUCCUAUUUUACGGACAAGUUAUCAAGUAUAAGUGAUAAUAUGCUUGGUUCAACGACUGCAUAUUCCCAUCCUUCAGACGAUGAAGUUGCAGAAAUAUAUGCGUCACUUUCGCGUGUAGCGGCAUCACGUGAAAGUAUUUCAUCAACUAUGCAAACAGACGCCCAAUCAUAUAAAAUAGAUAAUUCGUUAUUAUUGAAACUACCUGAAAAUACUAACAAACAACCAAUAACCAAUACCGUUGAAUUAGUUUCAAAAAGUGUAGAAGCAUUGCAAAGCAGUGAACUAACGCAUCACACAACUACAGCUAUUUUGGAUAUAACGCCUACUAAUACUAGCUCGGAAUUACAGAUAUUAGGUGGUGCCACAACAAUAUUCUAUGAAGAUGAUCCUUUUGCUAAUUUUGUGGAGCCUGUAGUUAGCGUAACCAAGGCUACAGAUAUUUUAAAUUUGACAGAUAUAAAGAUAACAGCACAACCAGAAUACGGAACUUCAACCUUAAGUAAUAUACAAACAACCACCGAGGAAUACGAAGAUAGUGUCGAAACAACUACAGUUGUUUCCAAAAUAUUAGCAAAUAUUACUUCGGAUGAAUAUGAAGUCGAAGAAAGUAGUAGUAGUAGUUCUAUUGAUACAUCUCAAAGCGUUUCAAAUGUAUCAGAGGUUCUUCAAAAUACUAAAAUAGAUGUGCAGGAAAUGAAUACCAACGACGAUAUUGUUGAAUUGAGAGAUUGCAUUAGAACAUCACAAACGUUUCUCACACAAAUAGCAAAAACAAUCACCCAACUAAACACUCUACGCGAGCCGGCCCUCGCAGGCGAAGAUGAAGCCAUACAAUAUUCGACAAUCGAAACUGUAUUACUGCCUACCUUCGACAUUUUAGAAACUACUAAAUUUUUUUGUAUCAAACCACAGACAGCAGUUGUAGGCGCGACAAGCUUUGCCAUCGGCGGUAUAAAAGAAAGAGCAAGCGAUUGGGUAAAGUUAGAGAAACCAGGAUUAGAUAAUAUUGACACGGCAACACUGGCCGAGAACAUAGAUGGUGUAGGUGAUGGUCUUGCCGACGAUGACACUGACUACAUUACCACAACAUCAGCUAAUAUAAAUCAGAGAGACUUUUUAGAGUAUACAACAACUGAUCCUGUAGAUAACGAUAAUAAUAAUGAAACUGAUGUCUAUAAUGAAAGUCAUAGCGACAUAAAUUUCAAUCAGUCAAUUUAUGUGGUGGAAGAUGAUUCUGGUGAAGAGAUUGAACUGAUAUAUAAAACAUUAUAUACGACAUAUACGUAUUUGACAACAUUUUUUAAUGAUGACAGCAGUACUAGUAUAUCGAGUCACACAGAAGUUUUUACGAAUAUUAUAACAUCAACUUUAGAGUCCGAUGUUGAUGAAAUCGAACCAAUUUCUACCACAAAAGAAAUAUUAAAUACAGAGAAUGCGCUUAAGCUUAGUACUCGUGAUUCAUCGAACAAUGGUAAUAAGGUUAGCAGCAGCAGUAAAUUUGUACUACCGACAGAAUUGGAGACUAUAUUGCGUGUUGGAGAGCAUGAUAUUGAUAUAGAUAAAACCGGAGAUGCAUCAGAUGCACAUACCGCAACCAUGUUUUUGGAUGAUAGUAAAAUAGUGAAAACUUACUUUACAACUUAUACAUACUAUACGACUAUAUUUGUGGAAGGAGAAACGGAAAUCAUGUCUAGGUCCGAGGUAUAUACAAAUUAUGUAACGGAUGCGGUAACAUCCACUACUGUAUUUGAGAUUGACAAACAAAGUCGUAUUAAUAGUGAUAACAUUGCAAGUAAUGCGGAGAUGUUGUCAAAAUUAAAUAAGGAUACUGGCGCUAAUAACAUUGAUACUGACACUAAACGACAAAGAAAUGAGAAUACACAAAAUAUGCUAAAUGACUAUCAACGAUUAAGUGACAGCAAAAUAAGAGCACAUGCAGCAAUACUUUUUAAUGACGACCACUUUGGCUUCAACAAUUAUACAUUGGUGACUGAUAUACGUUCGAGCAGUUCGAAUGGCAAAAAACAUAUUAUCAAUCAAAAUCAGGAAGCCUUCUUCGAUCAAAUCAGCUCCGAAAGCAAUACUGACGAAAUUAGACCUUCAGCCGUCCUAUUGUUGCAGACAAGCUUUACCACAUUUACGUACUAUACGACAAUGUAUAGCAAUAAUGCGACAAACGUUAUAAGUCGUCUAGAAACAGCAACCGAUGUCGUAACGGAAACGGUACAGCCGACUAAAACUUCAAGUGUAGAUGAAGUAACAUUACCCAUAACAUAUUUCACUACUUUCACAUACUGGACAAAACUGGCAAAAAAUGGUGAAAUCACUACACUUAGCAGAGAGGAAACCGUAUCAAAUAUAGUAACAUCUAGCACAAUAUCUUCAACACCCAUUCAGACAGCAGAUGUAUUGUUAAGUAACGGGAAUAUUUUCCAAGGCAAACAACCAAAGACAGAAAUAUCGAAUACCGAUCAGUUGGAUAAAAUUAUGACUGUGAAUUCUACAAAUAUUGUUCAUAAUAGCGUAAGAAACUCAAGUAUAGAUAACAAAAACAUCAGAGCGGUUUUUGAGCCAACAACUUACUAUACAACGUAUACAUAUUAUACAACAUCAUAUAAUGGAGAUAGGACCACAACUGACUCACGAUUCGAGACUCUAACACAUGUGGUUUCAUCAGCAAACAAUGCAGAUAAAACAAUUGAAGUAGCCGCAGGUGAACCUAAUAUUGUGAGGAGUGCUAAUUUAGUGACUGAUAUCUUAUCAUUAGCUGUAAGCAACGGUGUUACGCCCACACUUGAAAAAAGUCCUAAUACACUGCUCUAUGACUACAAAAGGAUUAUUGAUGCAGAUGGUGUAAGUACAUUGUAUUAUCGAACGGAAAUAUUAGCUACAACCGCUAUUGAUGGUAUGCCAUCGAAUUUCACUAGCAGCACAUCCAGUUUACACGUUGAUGAAUUGAAGCAAGCCCUGCUUCCAAGCAGUAUGAUAGCAAAUUCAGAUAUCAGUUCGGUACGUCAGUACAAAACGGGACUUGUGCGUUUAAUCGAGGGUACCCGUAUUGGUAAUCAGACAACUACAUUAUAUCAAUCCAAAGUUAUUGGUACUUUCAUUGAGAAUCGGUAUGCGCAAAUAAUUGAGAGUACAUCCAGUUUUAUUUUUGAGACAAAUAAUAAUAUGAUAGCCACUGAUGGGUCUAUUAAACCGUCUCUUACUUUACAAUCAACAGAUCAGAUAGAAGCCACAGUAAAUGUUGUUGCACUAACGUUACAAAACAGCAUUGUUGAUAAUGCUUCUAAUUCUACUGCGACCAACGAGUAUAGUAAAGAGGAUGAAGAGAAUUUCGAUGUUGACGCUGGUAAUGAAGAUGAUGAUGAGGAAGGUGCUGACGGUAAAAUUAAUAAAGAGCGAUUGUCCUAUCAGUCAAAGAAGCGUACAUUUACUCCAGUAAUCCGCCCAUUUACUUCACGCAAUCGUCCUCAAUUCGCGCCAAAAAAGAAAAACGGUGUUACGAGUAGUGCGACAAUUAUAACACGACAUGAUUUCACACCAACAAUAACUGCGACACCUGCACUUAAGUCUAGCGGGCGCUUUAGCACUCGUAAGGGUGUAUUUACAGGCAUAAUAACAACCACAGGUGCUUCCGCUGCUAUACCAAACAGUUCACCGCCGCGCCGCACUUUCGGGCGCCCGAUCAAAUCAUUAUCUUCCACUGGCAGUAUCAGUACAUCAAAUACACCAGUAAUUUUGUCUGCAAGCGGUUUUAGUGGGGGCCGAAACCGUCUGACAUCGUCGACACGAUUACAAUCAUCGACACGACGUGCCGGAGUUUUAGUGCGACCUACAUCUGUUUCAGGCAAUCGGCAAGGGUUUUCUAGCACUUAUGCUAGUAACUCUCGUGUACGUAUUAAAUCUACAAGCUUAACUCAGGCUGGUCAACAAAAUACCCCAUACACAGAGAGUUUACCUAUUUUGACAUCCGAGACGAGUGGUGAGGAGUCAACUACUCCAGAAUUUCAAGCGAGUUUUGAUGAAAAUGACGAAGGAUUUACAGAUGCAGCCCGCCGCAAUCAAAAUCCUUUGUUACGCCUUCGAAAACCGUUAAAUAGGGCGACUGGUUUUAUUUCAGCUAGUCAGCGUGUAGUAAACGGAGGGAGUAGCAUUUCUUCUAUUGGCGCUGUUUCACAACGUCGAAAUCCUUUAAUAUUACGAGCUAAAACGACGACUCUUACAAGUACUACAACAACGACGCAAACACCACGGGCACGAAGUAUAGCGAGACCUAAAGUCAACAAUGCACUAGGUAGAACGCGGCCACAAAAUAGACUUUUUCCACCACGUGGUCUGUUACAGAGACAAACAAAUCAAGAAACUAAUGAAGCCAAAGAAAAUAAAAAAGCUGACAGUACAGAAGGCAAUGUUGAUAUCGAUGAUGAUUCCGAGUAUGAUGACGAGGAUGAAGAAGACAAUGAAGAUGAUGUCGAAGGAGAUAAUAACCGUCGUAGGCGUUCUAAUAUUAAGCAACAUAAAUUAUCAACCGGAGUUGAAAAAUCCUCCAAAACUGAUAACUAUAAAAUAAAAUAUUUAUCUACAAGAUCGAAAUCGAUACGUGUACGUCGUGAAGCUGAAACUUCAUUACAAAGGCGAAGUAGUCUUCGAAAUAAAUUCAGGCGUCCAAAGUUAACGGUUUCAGCUACUACUGCCGAAGAUCAAAAUUAUAAUGAAGAUAUUGAGCCGGAAACGCCACCUUUCUUAACUACAGCGGUAACUCGUUCACGAACAAGUGGGCGUUUUGCACCACGCUAUGGCUUGCAACACGCCAGUACCCAAGCCGUUACAGCAUCGGCCACUACUACAAGUACAGGAAAUCACCAUGCUAUCAGACCAACACGCCCCUCUACUGGUCGAGCUCAAUUCACGCUACGUGAAAAAGAUACAACCACAACAACUCAAAAAGGUUUGACACGUCCAGGAACUAGCCACUUUCGACGUCCACAGACAGCAGCCUCAUCAAGACGUUCGUCUUCUCCAACGAUUAGCAAUAGGCGGAAAACAUACAACAACAAUAGCAAUUUGUCACAAGAUGCAGUUGCACGUAGCACGUCUUCACGUGCCCGUACCAACUUAAGUCGCACACGUACAACGGUGCGUGGACGCAGUCGUAACGAUUACAAUGUUGAUACUGUUGUACUACCAUAUGAUGGCACUAUUACUAUUACACAUGUUAUACCAGCCGAAGUAACUAUACCUGUCAUUAAUGGUAAAAUUACUGAAUAUAAAAAUGUUGUGACAGCUAAAACGAGCACGGAGAUUUUGUCUCCUCAGCAAUAUACCACUUUUCUGGGUAGUAAUGGACAAACUAUGUUGGCAUUGACCCGAGAAGAUUCAAGCGUGCAUUUCGGUGGAGUUACUGAGGUUACACAGUACGUACUUCAUGAGUCGCCGACGACAACCGUUAUCUUUACACCCACUACAAUACGUGGCCGCAAAACAUCCUUUUCACACGUAAUACCAUCAACAGUUUAUUCAGUGGAAAAUGUUAUUUCAACAACUCAGCCACAAAUUUCACCAAACGCGCCGUUGGCAAACAUAUUAUUAUCGCAGUUGCUGCUCGGAAAUAUAGGUUUACCACCGGCUAAUCCAUUACUUGGAGCAUUAGGGGCGGCAGCAACACCUGCACCUAUUCAGUUAGGUGUAGGUAGUUUAGUACCGCAAUUACCACCCAUACCGGUUACUGAAUAUCGCACGCAUACAUCUACAUAUGUUACAACAAUUUUCGAAGGUAUGUCUACCGUCUUACCCGUUACAUUCCAGGGCAAAAAGAUAUUGACUACGGUCUACGAUACAACUGCGCAAACAAUAACAGCUACUGAGUUUGUGACAGAUACUAUUGUUACAACACCGACACAACAAACGCAUUCCGCACCACAGGUCAAUAGCUUGCUGAUACAACAACUAUUAUUGCAGCAACAACUACAGCCACACAUUGAACAGCCACAGCUACCAAUACUACAUUCCACGGCACCGCAUCUACUAUUAAGUGAUAAUUUGCAAGAACUUGAUACGAACCAUAUACGACUUCCUAAAGAAAAUGAUAAUGACAUAGCAGCUAACGAGGAUUAUACGCAAAAUAAUAAAACUAGCCGAAAGAAAUCGCGAAAGUCCAGUAAAGGACAUAAGCGUAAACAUCAAUCAUUCCAAGAUGAAGUGCCAGAGCGUUCUAGUAUAAUAACAUUGUAUGUAUCCGGCCGCCGACCCGGUGAGUUUAGUACAAUUUUAAGUACCGUACCACUUGGCUCUGACUCCACAAUACACAAACGCCAGGCUCCUGGUGAUCUACAGCAAACUUCCAAAAUUUAUACAAUCGAUGAUUUUUACGCAUCUGAUGGCAGUGAAUAUGUGUCGACAUAUCUAAUACCGCAAUUGAAGGAUGAUAAGACGAAGAAACAGAUUGAAUUAAAUUUACUUGAAAGUGGUGAACAUCAUUUGAUGGACCAGCAAACGCAAUCGCUAGAGAGUUUUGUCGGCGAUGUGGAUACAUGGAUUGCGAAAAGUACGCACUCAUUUGAAAACGCAGUAACACUUGAAAAACAAUUAGUGCCCACUAUGCCGCUGCAAAGCAGUGACGCUCAAAUUACAGAGGGUAUUUAUCUUAAGCAAAGGUCGAAUGUGACCGGAUAUAAAAAGAUAAAAAUAAUUUUUUAAUGUAAUUGACUUUACUGAGUUGCCAUCCCCAUGCUACUUCAAGGUCAUUAAUAUUGUCAUUGUAGGCCCGAGAGCGUCGAUAAGUAUAUUUGAAAGUAUUGGUUUUGGAAAAUAUAAAGACAUUCACAUGUGCAACCUGAGAGGCAGCUGUAUUGAGGACGACAAAGAGGCGAAGGGGGGAAAGGGAGGGGGAAGGGAAUGAAACUGUAGAGAAUGACAAAGAAGAAAUUAAGGUUAAAAAACAGCAGGAAAACGAAAAUGGGUCACUCACAUACUUUGGGGAUAAUACCGAACACAAUAAUACUCAGCAAAAUCCUGUACAAAAAUAUUAUUAAAAACAAAAUCACAUUUCCUAGUGCAAAUAAUAAUAAGACGCAUAAUGAUGUAAUGGUGGACAGGAGCAAAAGGAGUGCAUCUCUUUUAAAGAAAUAUGGGCGUGUGCUACCACUACAAUACGAUAUGCGUUGAAAUUGUUAAACGAGUAUGAUAGUAGUAAAAAUAAUAUAACUUUGAAUAUUGUUAAUUUAAGCUGUAGAUGAAAGAAGGUAGUCGUACGGCGUAGAAAACUGCCAACACCGUCGUCGAGAAAAGUAAACAAUACAACAACCGACUAUAGUGCAACCACCUACUUGUGCAUCACGACUAAAAAUUUUUAUAAAUACAACAAAAACAGCAACAAUGGAAACAAUCACUGAUACCAGAGAACAACAUAAACAAAAGUAAUCAGCAAGCAUAUUCUGUGAGUGAUGGAAGCAUGGCAAACAUUUUGUAUGUUACGCUGCCAAAUAUAAUUUAUAAUUUUAAUAUAUACUCAUCAGUUAUUGUAUAUUGUGUAUAAAGACAAAUUUAAUAACAUUUCCGGCCCUGACAAAACUCCUAACCAUCCUAUCUUUCUAAGCAGUGAUAUGAAAACUUCUCCAUUCCAAAACCCUGGACGUAUUAUUAUCAAGUGUAUAACCUCGUCACUUCUCCAAAUAAAAUAUAGAGAGUAUUACAAAAUCUGUAACAUUUUAUAAAAAGUCGCAGAAAUCUGAAGAAACAACUUCAAGGAACUUGGAAGAGCUCGCAGCUCCGGGCAGAAGUAAAAAGAGGCGCAUGCCAAAAUAAUACGCAGGCAAAAUCAAUAUUUUCACAGCAAUCAGAUAUGCUAAUACAAACUGUAGUGUCAAGAAUUUUUAAUGAGGCAAGUCUGAUUUCAACAACGCUGAGUUCAAAUCAAGAAAGCGGCGGUAGAAAAUUUGCCUAAAACAUGCUGCAUAUGGGAUAUAACACGAAUCAACUUAGUUUAUGAAAUCGCUACAAGAACACUAAAUGAAUGAUUGUAUAUACAUAUUUGUAUUUACAUAUCGAUAUUUCAAGGUGGAUGAAAAUACUGAGGGGCAUAGCCUCUGCAAAAACAAUACCAAUGGUUAUACAAGUAUUUUGUUCAGUGGGACCUCUUCAUUGAAAUAUCGAUUGACCCGGUAUGUCGGAUUAGCACCAAAGUACCUUUUCCCUCAGCAACUACUUAGGCUUCAUACGAAUGGGUAGAGAUGGUUAAGUCAUCUUGUCAUUUUCAUAUAUUCAAUAUUCAAGCAGCCUUUCAAUUGACGUAGUAUAUGUCUUGUAUCAUAGAGAUUGUUCCAUUGAUUACGUACUUGCGGUCUCCAUUUUUUGUAAAAACAGCAUAUACACAAUCAUAACAGCAAAAGCACUGAGUUUAACCUUCACGUUUACACCUGGCAAUGAACUGUCUUAACAUCCAUCAUAUGUAAUUCUGACUUUGCUUUAUUUUGUUUUCUAUUGAAGGGAACUGUCAUAACAUUUCAUUUUCAUCAUAAUACCAUACUCAGUUUGACAACAAAUGAAAUAUAAUACUAAACAAUUUAAAUAUAAAUUUUAAACAAAUGUCGAAUUUGUUUACCAAAACGAACAGGAACGAAUUUUUUUAUAAUAAAUUGACAUAUGUAUGAACAUGCAUAUAAUAAGGCAACGCAAAGCUCAUGCCAUUUUAACAUUCAUGCGUAAUGAAAUUUCUUUUGCAAGAGGAUGAAUGUAAGGAAAUUAACUUGUAAAUGAAUUAGAUGAUGUGGUGACAUCUUCCUAACAGUUACGAACACACGUUUUUCGCUAACUUUAAGAACCUUAUUCAAGAUAUUCUGGAUAUUUUAGAAUCUACGCUACAGUUCUGUUUAUAAUGUUUUAUUCAUACUUUGCAAAAUAAUUCUAUAGUACGAGUAAUUCUGUUUCAGUUCAAAAGCCUAUAUGCUAUUUUUUGCAAAUUUUAUCAAUUUAAAUAUGGCCUUAGUAAUCAAUAUGACCUCUCUUGGCAUGGACCUAAUUAAUUUUCUAAUAAAGACACAUCAAUAUUUGCCCAUUCCUUUUUGCUUGCUUUCUUCAAUUUCAAUACAGUUUGGACCUAUCGGUAUACACUUUCUUGGAUAAAAUACCCCAUAGAUUUUCGAUGGGUCUUGUUUCAAUUUAUCAAUGUUUUUUGCUUUCCCAUCAUCUUCGAGUAGUCGCAAAUUAUGAAAUUGUGCGUUAUCAUUGUCGGAAAGUCGUUUCUACCCAAAAUUGGUCACCAAACUUCACUAGCACGUUAUUCAGAUAUGUAUAUUUCUGAGUUCAUUUUGUGUAACCCAAAACAAUCUGGAGUCUUUCCAUGAUGUCCAUAGCGCAUCACAAGUGAUCCUCCCUUAAAGUUUCUAGUUUAUCGGGUUUUUUUCUCACGACGAAUAUUCUGAUAAUAAUACUGAAAACUGUUGGGUGUAUCUAAAUUAAACUUUUUCUCUUCACUAAAUAUGACAGAUUUCAAAUUCGGUGUCCUUACUUUGCCGCAAACUAAAGCCAACUUACAUCUCACGUCUAGGUUUAGCACUUUUCUUUUCAUAUCGAAUGGUGUCGUCUGCUUUGAGGAUUGAGUAGACGCGUGAAUGAAAAGACAACUGACACCGAUUUAGCGAGAGGAUUAUGUUCUCAUUAAUAACCGAACGACUGAUUUUUCGAACUUCUCUUUCCUUUUAUUAGAGGUGGUCGGCCUGUUCGAGGAGUUUUAACAUAAUUCUUGAGAUCCUUUGGAAAAUUUUCGAUCGUGUUCUUAUUCAUUUUCAUCCUUAUUGCAAUAUUUCAUAUGGAAAUUCAACAUACUACUAUUGCAUUGAAACAUUGUACCAUAUAAUUAUUUCGCGCAAUGUAUUUAGAUUUGAGCACAUACCAAUGGCAGCGAGUAUGCCAAAUUACUGAGAUUGAAAUAAUUCAACUACAAUUUUUAAAAUCAUAAGCUAAUCAAAUAAUUUCCUUAACUUAUUAGCAUAAGAAUUAUAUUAACUCUGAUUUCAUUUAAUUUAAAAAACUAGUUAUCAAAGUGGUGAUAACAACAAAAAUGCUAUUAACGCGCUUUCGGACACAGUAAAGGCAACGCUAAUGCAAAUCGAGAAGGUUGUGGUUCGAAAAAAUUUAUUUUUUCCCUACCUCACUGAAAAUAAUUUAAAACAAUUAAUUUUUCAUCCAUUAAUUCAAUAUUAUCAUGGAUUCAAUUUUGCAAAAAUAUUUAGUUUGCGACAUUAACUUACAAUGCCUAUUUUUAGUCUGAAGGGAUCGUGAAAACAUGCUUGUCAUUUGAUUCCUUAUUUAUGUUAGUAAAAAUUUUGGUCUACGAUUUCGUAUCAGAAACACAAAAUAGCUAUAGAAAAUCGAAAUAUUUAAAAAAUAGCAAUCAACUUUGUCUUGGAAACUUUAUAUAAGUAGUAAAAAAUUAAAUGUAUACAUGUAUAUGUUAUUACCAAAUGUUAUUUGACCAAAAUAUAAGCAUAUGCGUCUAUCAAAUUACUACUAUUAAACUUCUAUUAACUAAUUUAAUUUAAUUUUGUUAUAUAACGUUUUAUCCAUGAUUUCCUUAUCUAUUUCUACAUUCUUCUGUUUACCAAAAAUAUUUGAAAUAUACCAUAGAUAUUUUAACAGAAAAA